Messenger RNA from Hipposideros armiger (great roundleaf bat), 205 nucleotides. It is a transcript of the gene DEFB119, whose product is annotated as defensin beta 119. Gene Ontology annotation, cellular component: extracellular region. Gene Ontology annotation, biological process: antifungal innate immune response; defense response to Gram-positive bacterium; defense response to Gram-negative bacterium. Lineage: Eukaryota; Metazoa; Chordata; Mammalia; Chiroptera; Hipposideridae. Gene Ontology annotation, molecular function: lipopolysaccharide binding. The transcript is spliced from 2 exons. The coding region runs from base 1 to 159 and encodes 52 amino acids. The record is from RefSeq and is a predicted model, not a curated record.
AUGGGCAGCAUACUUCAAUGCCUGAGUAACCUGGGAACCUGUAGAACCUCUUGCAAAAAGGGUGAAUAUCCCUACUUCCAUUGUGGAGGAAGAUAUCAAUCAUGCUGCCUCCCAUCCUACAUGAAGAUAAACAUUUCCGGCAGAGAGGAUAAAAAAUGACUAGAGGCAAGAGAACCGCUGGCCAAAAAUUUCUUGAGUGCUGGUG